Lagenorhynchus albirostris (white-beaked dolphin) is the source of this 411-nucleotide messenger RNA. RefSeq names its product small leucine rich protein 1 (gene SMLR1). Lineage: Eukaryota; Metazoa; Chordata; Mammalia; Artiodactyla; Delphinidae. Bases 1 to 411 code for a protein of 136 amino acids. The transcript has 3 exons. The record is from RefSeq and is a predicted model, not a curated record.
AUGGAGAUCCAAAAUGGAAAUCUGGAGAGAGAUACCAGAUCUUCUAAGCUCAGCCCCUGGAGCAAGCCUUCAGAUGUGCUGAGCAAAGGCCAGAGCCCCAGAAGAAAACAAGUGUGGACUCAGCGAAGCUGCCCUCAUCUGAGGGCGAACCCCACCAGCCCGGGGUUGGGGGGGAUCGGUGGUCUGUGUGAUAUGGCAAUGAGCCCCGUACUGUCGGAGUUCCUGAGAGAGCUCCCAGGCUGGCUCCUGUUCUCUGGCAUCUUCCUGCCCGUGACUUUGCUGCUGUUCCUUCUCAUUGCCUACUUCAGGAUCAAGCUGAUGGAGGUUAAUGAAGAACUGUCACAGACUCCUGACCACCAACACAAUCGUAAGGCUAGCUCUUCCUGGUACCAGAGAGAGAAACGGACGUGA